AUGGCAAGCGUAGCUCAGGUUCCAGCCUGGCAGGUGUCCCGCUCGCAUUUGCAGCAGGAUGUUUGGAGAGUGCGCCAGUUGCACCAGUCAGCAGGUGGGCAAGGAUUUGUGCCAAGAGUCUGGCUCACAGUCGGAUGUCUUCCAGUUCUGCAGAAGGCCAAAGAAAAGGCCACAGCACCUGUGUGGCUGCACAAAGUCGCUGUCAAGUCAGGUGAAGUUCGAGCUCAAUCAGGUAGAUGGAAAGGCUGCAAGCCCGUUCCAACAGCGAUAACAGUCGGCGUCGGUCUCUUUAUUCGCUUCAUGCUGCCAAUACCAGAAGGUGUUUCCCAACAGGGCUGGUCAAUCCUGGCGCUCUUCGUGGCGACAGUCUUGGGCAUUGUCACACGACCGUUGCCAGCACCAGGUGUGGCAUUUUGCUCCCUUGCCGUUGGUUUGAUGUCUAAGACGCUAACAUUCAAAGAAGGAGUUGCGGCUUUCACAGAUGAGGUCUUAUGGCUAGUUGUCCUGGCAUUCUUCUUCACGAAGGGCUUUGCCAAAACUGGCCUUGGAGAACGCAUAGCUCUGAGCAUAGUUCGGAUGGUGGGCGGCACCACCUUGGGCUUGGCAUAUGGCUUGAACUUGGCAGAAGGAGUGCUGGCGGCUGGGAUGCCUUCUUCAGCGGCUCGGGCCGCCGGAGUUAUGUAUCCUUUGGUCGACUCAGUGGCCAAGGCUUGUAGCGGAGACAAGAGAGACAAUACAGGCGGAUUCCUGAUACAAAGUGCUUUUCAAGCGACAGGUAUCUCCUCGUCUCUUUGGCUUUACGGUGCAGCCACCAACCUCUUGAUGUUGAGGUUGGCUGCUGAGUUGGGCUAUGUGGUGAAUGCACCUUUCAUGAGCUGGUUGAAGGCCAGCUGCGUUCCAGCCUUGACUGCUAUGGCCUUGACGCCCCUGGUGGCCUUCACGGCAAUGCCUCCAAAGGUGAAGGUUACGCCUGAAGCACCGAAAGCAGCCGACAGGAAGUUGAAGGAGAUGGGACCGAUGUCAGCGGACGAGGUGAUUCUUGUCGCUGUUAUAGCAGGUAUGCUCGUACUUUGGGCUGGUUCCUCCACCUUCGGGAUUCCUGCUGUGCAUACAGCAGUCCUGGGAUUGAGCGCGCUGCUCGUCACGGGAGUGCUCAGAUGGUCUGAUUGUGUCAGAGAAGAGGGGGCAUGGACAACCAUGACGUGGUUCGCCAUCCUCGUGAGCAUGAGCGCCCUGCUGAACAAGCAUGGUGUUGUGAGGUGGCUUGCAGCUGAGCUGGCUCUGAAGAUCAAUGCUUUGGGGCUUUUUGGAGGUCAGGCCUUCAUGGUACUGCUCUUGAUCUACGUGUUUUUACAUUACGUCUUCGCAUCGCAGGCAGCCCAAAUCAGCGCGUUGUAUUUACCGUUCGUUGCCAUGAUGGUUGACACUGGCACUCCUCCAUUGGCAGCUGUGUUUGCGUUGGCUUUUGCCUCGAACUUGUUCGGAUCCAUCACACCGUACUCAUCAGCGCAGGCGCCAGUUUUCUUUGGCGGCGGAUACGUUUCCCUGAAAGACUGGUACAGGCUGGGGUUCAUAUUCAUUGUCUUCAACAUCGCUGUGUGGGUUUCUGUUGGCGCGCUGUGGUGGAAGGUCAUUGGUUUAUAUUGA
Cladocopium goreaui is the source of this 1647-nucleotide messenger RNA. The record is from the annotation of a GenBank genome assembly. Lineage: Eukaryota; Dinophyceae; Suessiales; Symbiodiniaceae.